This is a messenger RNA of Paramuricea clavata, 1935 nucleotides long. Lineage: Eukaryota; Metazoa; Cnidaria; Anthozoa; Malacalcyonacea; Plexauridae. The record is from the annotation of a GenBank genome assembly.
AUGCGAAUGAAAGGAAAUGAUUUGUUUAAAAAUGGGUUUUACAAUGAUGCAUUAAAAAUCUAUUCUGACGUCAUUGACAUAUCAAAGAAUACAGCUUUCUUUGAUGUUAGGUUGUUAAGUAAUCGAGCAUCGGUAUAUCUUAAGCUUGGGCAAUAUGAUGAAGCCUUGCAAGAUGCAGAAGAAUACAUUUUACAAUGCCCAAAAUGUUGGAGAGGUUAUGCGAAAAAGGCACUGGCUCUUGUUGAGUUGAAGAAUAUGCAGGAUGCGUGUGUUGCAGCUUCGAUAGCAUAUUACUACGAGAGGAAUUUAUUCCAUAAUUUUGAACCUUUUAGGAUAAUAUUUGGCUCUUCAAUGGAGAAGCGUCUGUUUGUUUGCCGCGAUACCUUAAGUUUGUCAAAUGCCUUGAGGACGAUAAGAACUUUGAAUCACUGGCAGAAUCUAUUACCGGUUAUCAUUCUAGAAAACGGUGAUUACCUUGUUUCCUUACACACUAUUGAUUGCGACCUAUUUCUUAGUGAUGGUAAGGUAAAUGAGCUUCUCAUUAAAAAUUGCAUUCUUGUGGGCGGUGAAGGUGAAUGUUCGAUAAUAUUUGAUGAUAAUCACUGUGUAGGUUUUGCUGAAGUUUUUAAAGCUUACAAUGUUAGUUUUCGUACUCGCUUUUCUAACUGUCAUUUUCUACCUGACUCAGUUGUGAAACUCACUCAUUGUUCGUUUCAGAGUUCCAACAAUUCUUACACUUCUUUUUCUUGCUUUGGUGAAUUGAAAGUCGAUUCUUGCAAGUUCUAUAAUUGCACCAACGGUGGGCUGCUGGUUGUAGGUGAUGCGGAGGUUGAAAAUUCAACGUUUUUUGGUAACGGAGUGGCUUUAGAAGUGCGAGAAGGAGGACGUUUGCUUGUAAGAAAAAGUAGAAUGUACGGCAAUAAGCGGCAAGGAUUGCUGAUUGGUCCAAAAGCAAAGGAAUGUGUUGUGGAAGAUUGUGAGCUUUAUGACAACGAGCUGAGUGGUAUUCUUGUUGUUAAUUGUGCAUCUGAUGUGAUAAUAAAGGGGAACCGUAUUUAUGAUAACGACGAGUCUGGGAUAACAGUGAUUAUAAAUUCAAAUGUAUCUAUAAUUGAGAACAAGAUCUUAAAAAACAGUCGUUGGGGCAUAGAUAUCACUUCCAGUCGGGCUGUCAUAAAGGAAAAUAAACUCCAUAAUAACCAGUGCGGUGGCAUUUGUGUAGAAAACAGUUGUUCGAGCGGGAUGUCUGUUAUUGAAUACAAUGACAUUUGUAAUAAUUGUGGACCUGGGAUUUGCGAUGAUGAACAGUUAUCUAAAGCCAGUGAAAAUAAGUUUCAGAAUAACAAAGAAAAGAGGAAUCAAUCAACAGCACAAAGUGAAGCCAAGUUAUGCUACUACUGCAAAAAGCCUGAAAACAAAUUGAAGCAAUGCACCAAUUGCUUUACGGCUCAAUACUGUGGAAGAAAAUGCCAGAAAAGUGAUUGGAAAAACCACAAGAAGGUGUGUGAUCGCUUUUUAUCUGAUGGAAGUAUUGUUGUAAACUAUGUUCGAAAACCAAUAAUGACAGAACAUUUAUCUCCUAAUAAACACGAUCCAUUUAAGACAUCAGAGCGAGCACCAGGCCUUCUUCCCGUCGGUCCACAAUACUGUCCGCCACCAAAUACGACGACAAGGUUUAUCGUGAAAAUAUCCGCGGGCGAAGUGGAUAGGGAUAGAGAAGAUUUCAACCCUUCCGUUGUUCGUCUGUACGAUCGCAGUCUGAAGAUAGAUGGGAUUCUGACUGACGCUGAUCAAAUUCGCCAUCUUGUCUGGCAGCAUGGCGCAAUGGGUCAAUUGUACAACUUUUUCAAAAAACUGUUCAUGUGGGCUAAAGGCCCCGAACAUGGGAAACUUCGUGUUUUUACUAACGAGUUUCCUCCAUAUCAACACUGGUGA